This is a messenger RNA of Culex quinquefasciatus (southern house mosquito), 1194 nucleotides long. It is a transcript of the gene Prp18, whose product is annotated as pre-mRNA-splicing factor 18. Gene Ontology annotation, biological process: generation of catalytic spliceosome for second transesterification step; RNA splicing. The record is from RefSeq and is a predicted model, not a curated record. NCBI's taxonomy places the organism in Eukaryota, Metazoa, Arthropoda, Insecta, Diptera, Culicidae. Gene Ontology annotation, cellular component: U5 snRNP; U4/U6 x U5 tri-snRNP complex; U2-type post-spliceosomal complex.
UUGGCGUUUCUCCGUCGAAUCGAAUUUGUUUAAUAACAUUGUGAUUUCAAUCGCAUAAAACGCCAGAAAAUCUUCAUAAUUUUAUCAUAAAAAUUAUUAAAAAUGGACAUACUGAAAGCGGAAAUCGCUCGCAAACGAAAGCUGCUCGAGGAAAAGAAGCUGGUGGACACUAACAAAAAGUACUUCAAACGGGGUGAGCUGCUGGCCCAGGAGGAGGACGAGUACCGGGAAAGGUACGGUCAGCAGGCGAGCGGAAGCGGCGCCGCAGAGGCUAGCAUCACCGAUGGGGACAAAUCGCCGACGAAGGAUUCCAAGUUUGACUUCCGGAAUCUGCCUCGGGCCGAGGUGAUCCGGAAGCUUCGUGAGCGCGGCGAACCAAUUCUACUGUACGGCGAAAGUGAGGUCGAUUCGUGUAACCGGUUGCAUCAGCUGGAGAUUUCCGCGCCGGAAGUGAAUCGGGGAUUCCGGAAUGAUUUCCAGGAGGCGAUGGAGCAGGUGGACGAGGCGUUUUUGAACGAGAUUUUGACUUCGACCGGGGGCAUGAGCAAGGGGAAGAGUUCGAACGAGGACUUUGCGAUUGACGAUUCGGUUACGUAUGAGUCGAUUCAGGAGAUGGCUGUUAGGUUGGGCAGAUCAAAGGAGCACGACAUGCUGGUGAUUACGCUGUUGAUUCAAUUCUUGCUGAAGAUGUGGAACGACCAGCUGAACUCGGGGACGCAGGCGGAUCGAACGGCGACCAAGUGGAAGAUUGCCAGGGCCACGUUCGAGCAGACGAGGCUGUACCUGAAGCCGUUGCUGCGAAAGCUGCGAAAUAAAACCAUCCCCGAGGACAUCCUGGACAGUUUGACGGAUAUUACGAAAAGUUUGCUCAAGCGGCACUACAUUCAGGCUAGCGAUGCGUACCUGACGAUGGCCAUCGGGAACGCCCCUUGGCCGAUCGGUGUGACGAUGGUGGGUAUUCACGCGCGUACGGGUCGGGAGAAAAUUUUCUCGAAGAACGUCGCUCAUGUGAUGAACGACGAAACGCAGCGGAAGUACAUUCAGGGGUUGAAGCGGCUCAUGACCAAGAUGCAGGAAUACUUUCCGACGGAUCCGUCCCGGUGCGUGGAGUACGUGAGCAAGAAGGAUAUGCCGCAGGCUUAAAAGUGUCAGCUAGGUUGGAUUAUUUCUGGGGUUUGAGCUGAUUUUGUCAUU